Messenger RNA from Cydia splendana, 2785 nucleotides. It is a transcript of the gene Loqs, whose product is annotated as interferon-inducible double-stranded RNA-dependent protein kinase activator A homolog. Gene Ontology annotation, biological process: siRNA processing; regulation of regulatory ncRNA processing. The coding region runs from base 156 to 1316 and encodes 386 amino acids. Lineage: Eukaryota; Metazoa; Arthropoda; Insecta; Lepidoptera; Tortricidae. Gene Ontology annotation, molecular function: double-stranded RNA binding; siRNA binding. The record is from RefSeq and is a predicted model, not a curated record. The transcript has 8 exons. Gene Ontology annotation, cellular component: RISC-loading complex; nucleus; RISC complex.
CGGUGUGCGCUUGUGCAGACCUCAUCAAAGCGUUUGGCUGCUCGUUGAAGUUAUUCGUUAUUCCUUAUUUUAUGGUCAGUAUUUACCGGCUUUCAUUAGUUUAUUAAUAUUUACGCCGUCCCAUCAUUUCUUCUUCUAAUAGCACCAAGCAUAAUAUGAAGAUGGAGGGAGGCGUAGUUCACCCGCACCCGGGAGCGGUCGGCGUCGUGCACGGCGGAGUGCCGGGAGUCGUGCACGGGAUGCCCGUGCACGGAGCGGGCCCGGACGGCGAGCACGCCCAGCACGGGCCGCGCCGCCGCUACAACAACCGCCCGAAACCGCCCAACAACUUGGAGAGACUUCCGUUAGACGAGGCUGCUAAGAGAGAAAUGGAAUCUCUCCCAAUGAAGACUCCGGUGUCGGUUCUCCAAGAGCUGUUGGCUCGCCGAGGAACCGUGCCUAAGUAUGAACUGGUGCAAAUUGAGGGCAUGAUCCAUGAACCUACAUUCCGUUAUCGAGUGACCGUCGCUGAUCUUGUUGCCAUGGGCACCGGGCGCUCCAAGAAGGAGGCCAAGCACUCCGCAGCCAAGGCUCUACUUGACAAGCUGACUGGUGCUGCCCCGGCUGACCCUCCAGCCAAUGGAACUGUGCCUGAGACUACUGGUGGUGCUGUGGUGACGUCUUUUGAAGACAAGCUGAUGGGCAACCCGGUGGGCUGGCUGCAGGAGCUCUGCAUGUCUCGCUUCUGGCCGCCGCCUUCCUACCAUGCUGAGAAUGAUGACAAUGUCAAUAGACGCCUCCCGCACGAGCGCCAGUUCACGAUCAUCUGCACGCUGCUGAAGCGGCGCGAGGUGGGCACUGGCAAGUCCAAGAAGCUCGCCAAGCGCCAGGCCGCCUACAAGAUGUGGCAGGCGCUGCAGGACAACCCCCCGGAGUCCUUCCAGCCCGAUGAGGAGGGAGUGGCGGCCCGCUACGCCGACCUGAAAGACAGUAAAAUCUCUACUCUGACUACCAGUCACAGCCACAAGGUGUCACAGUUUCACAAGCAUCUGAAACAGUCUGUCGGCCCCAACCUGGCCAAGUUGCAGGUGACCCCGCUGAACAACAAGGACUUCAACUUCGUCCAGUUCCUGCAGGAGAUCGCGUCGGAGCAGUCGUUCGAGGUGACGUACGUGGACAUCGAGGAGAAGUCGAUGACGGGACGCAGCCAGUGCCUGGUGCAGCUGUCCACGCUGCCCGUGGCGGUGUGCUACGGCAACGGGCUCAGCAGCAAGGACGCGCAGGCCUCCGCCGCGCAGAACGCGCUCGAGUACCUCAAGAUCAUGACCAAGAAGUGAAUGUCCAAGCCGAGCGACACCGGCCAAGGGGCCAAUCAAUUUUCCCAAUGAAUUGUCGCCUCACGCCUCCCCGGGCCGAUGUCGCUAGGUUUGAGUCGACACUCCUCGUCACCACUUCCCAUUCGAAUAUGGCAUGCGACACUGCCUGUAGCGCUUCGGGCUAUGCUUUAUAACUGGCACGUUUGCAGUAUCUUACUUGUGAUUUUAUUUAUUAUUCUCGCAUUCGAUUCCUGUUUGUUUUAAAUAAAUUAUUUCAGCAAGUGAACUCUCACUUGUACUACUACUGCCAACGUGCGAGGGUAAAUCGCAUAGCCCGUAAACAUAAUGAAACAAAGUAUGGAGUGGUCAUAUAACAUAAUACAAGCUAUACUUUGCAUAGAAUUAGUGUAAUUUUCCCAGCGUGGAAAUUACUUUAAAAAAACAUAAAAAAUACAAAAAAAUAUAAAAAAUAAGUAUAAAAUGUAAAAAAAAGUGUGGACUAUAAUAUUUCCAGUUUAAUAUUCAGCAUUAUUCUAGGCAUGUUUUUGAAUUCAUAUCUAAAACGAUCGUUAUUAUCAAGGAAAAAAAAACAAAAUUUUAGCUUUUAAUGUACCUAUAUUAUAGUAAUCAUGGCAAAGCCUAUUAUAUUUUUUCCUUAACAGAUUUACUUGUGGUUACGUUUAGUCUGGUGUGUUAUGAAAUCAACAUGCUGAGCAUUAAACGGAAAAUGAAUUCUCAGCUAGUAAUGUAAUGUCUUGUUGACGAACCGGCUGGCCUUUGCUUUGUAACAAGCUCCCUGUGGUCCUUUACUUGAACUGAACUAGAACUUCUUACAAAGUGCAAGGGUUGGAUUCUGCAGAACACUCGAGUGGUGGCAGGAUCGCGAAUAAUUUAGUUAUAUUUUAAACCAGUCACUGAGGUUUUCUUUUGAACGCAUGAUGGAAAACUUUGCAGGGAAGCUGAGAACUUAGUGUCAGAGUGAAUAUAUCACUGGUAUAAGCGGUUGCGGAGUUAGGAUCCCUUGCCUGUGAAAAUGGGCAUUAUUUUAAUGCAAAGUAUAGAGGUUGUAACAUUAGUACCUGUUCAGCAUCGUCGUUCGUGCUCGGAGGACGAGUCUCGGCACAUACGAGGGUUCUGCGCACCGAGUUUCUUUUAAAUUGAAUGGUGUGUCCACCUGCCCUACCGUCGCACUGUUCAAGUUGGAAAAAACUUAUCAGAGUAAAGGAUUGGAGUUCUGUUCAACCAAGACCGACUAAAUAUUGUACUCCCAGAGGGGCGUAGUUGUUUAUUUUUGUGUUUAGUGAGUCUUGGUUUUACUUCUUGUGAUUAAUCUCAAGGAUAACUAUUGUAGAAUAAUGUCACUAUUGUGAACACUUUGAAUUCAUAUUUGCAUAGAUGUACGUUUUGUUUAUUUUUAAAUGCCGUAAGAUAUAAUUUUGUCAAUGCACUGUUUGCUCUAAUUACAAUAAAAUUUUGAUGUUGCUUAACUA